UUUAUACUAACCCCUCCCUUUCUCCCAAUCAAACUAUCACCUCACAUUCCAUUCCUAAAAAAAGUAAAUUGCAAAAACUACCCAAACUCCCUCCUCUCUCUCUCUCUCUCUCUCUCAAACUCAGGAAAUUCAGAAAAACUUUUUUCCCCUAUCCAUCUCCAACCUCUCAUUCUGGAGAAGGGUUUUUCUUAAUUUCCCUUUCUCACUUUUAGAAAUAUUAGAUUGAAUUAAUUUUUUUUUGGUGGGGUAGAAAAGUAGCUCAUCAUUGCCAUUUUCAUACUUUCUUUGCUACAUUCUUGAUAUACAAAAGCAUGUAUUUACAUUUCAUAGGAAUGAAAUUGAUGUACAAUGGUUAUUAGAGAAGAACGUUGCAUUUAGAAGUUGAGUUCUUUUCACUUUUAAAAAAAGAUGUUAGAGGUACCAGAACGGCAGGCGCAAAGUUUAAUAUUUGAAGGUACAAAAAAUGGAGAUGACAUUGAGGGGAAGCAAUUUUAUAGUCAAGGUGGAAAGCCUUCACCGGUACAAUCAAUAGGAUCAACAUUCAGUCCAUCCAGUGAUAAGAGUCCAAUUUCGCGCUUGAGCAAGGAGGGAGCCAAAGGAGGCGGUUCACAAGGCAAGGACCGGCAACCCUCAGAUAUGGAACUAAUGAAGGAAAGGUUUGCUAAGCUACUUCUCGGUGAAGACAUGUCAGGUGGUGGAAAGGGUGUUUCAUCCGCUUUGGCUUUGUCAAAUGCCAUUACAAAUCUCGCUGCUUCUGCUUUCGGAGAACAGCGAAAGUUAGAGCCCAUGUCUGCAGAUAGGAAAGCGAGGUGGAAAAAAGAAAUAGAUUGGCUUUUAUCGGUGACAGACUACAUUGUUGAGUUUGUUGCUUCUCAACAGAAAUCCAAGGAUGGAACAAAUAUGGAGAUAAUGCUGACACAACAAAGAAGAGAUUUGCUCAUGAACAUCCCCGCCUUGCGCAAGCUUGAUGCAAUGCUCAUUGACUGCCUCGACAACUUCAAAGACCAGAAUGAAUUCUGGUAUGUCUCAAGAGAUGCCAAUGAAUCUGAGCAAGGAAGCCAAAGAGAUGACAAAUGGUGGCUACCUACCGUCAAAGUUCCUCCAGAUGGGCUAUCAGAUGCAUCGCGGAAAUGGAUGCAAUUUCAGAAGGAAUGCGUUAACCAAGUACUCAAAGCAUCAAUGGCCAUCAAUGCUCAAAUACUGUCGGAAAUGGAGAUCCCUGAUAACUACAUUGAAUCCCUCCCCAAGAAUGGUAGAUCAAGCCUUGGCGACUCAAUAUAUAAAAACAUUACAGUUGAAUUCUUUGAUCCUGAAGACUUCCUCUCAAACAUGGACAUGACAACAGAGCACAAAGUUCUUGACCUAAAGAAUAGAAUCGAGGCUUCCAUCGUGAUUUGGAAGAGGAAGAUGCACCAUAAGGAUGGAAAGUCUUCUUGGGGUUCAGCUGUGAGCAUAGAGAAGAGGGAGCUCUUUGAAGAGAGAGCUGAGACCAUCUUGCUCCUACUCAAACAACGGUUCCCAGGACUUCCUCAAUCCUCGCUCGACAUAAGUAAAAUCCAAUAUAACAAGGAUGUUGGACAUUCUAUCCUGGAAAGCUAUUCAAGGGUACUUGAAAGCUUGGCAAAUACAGUCAUGUCUCGCAUUGAAGAUGUCCUCUAUGCAGACUCUCUCACUCAAGAUCCAUCAUUGGUGGUAUCCAAACGAAAGCCCUCAAUGGAUUCCUUGCCAGCAGAAGGACUAGAGAGUUCCCCGAGCAGCGCAGAAGAGAUAGAAAAGCCAAACACUACAGAGACGCCAACGUCAAUGACACUAUCAGAUUUCAUGGGUUGGGGUUUGGAUCAAGGAGAGGCGGAGAUGAAGAAAAGUCAAUCAACAGGAAACUUGGACAAUUUGUCCAAGGAGGAAAUUGAGAAGUUGAGCAAACCUAUUGAUGUUGUGACCAACAAAAAGUUUUCGUACAUGGAGAAGCUUGAAACCUUGGGCGGUCUGAGAAGUCCAACCCACUUUUGAUAGUGCUAAUUUUAGAAGCAUAAAAAGAGGAAAAAACACAAACACAAGAUGAGAGAAAUGGACAAUUAAACAAGAAAACACAGACCUUUAGCUUUACUUAACAGAAUGUAAAUAUAAAGAUCCGCUAAGGGGUCUAUGCAGUUAGUAUUCCUUUUGUUCUUCUUCCAUCCGAUUUUGGAUAGGGAAGUGUACUAAUCAUCCGUUGGGUUUGAUAUAUUUAAGAAAUCUUUUUUA
Molecule: messenger RNA, 2244 nt
Organism: Camellia sinensis
Lineage: Eukaryota; Viridiplantae; Streptophyta; Magnoliopsida; Ericales; Theaceae
Product: rop guanine nucleotide exchange factor 9
Molecular function (GO): guanyl-nucleotide exchange factor activity
Source: RefSeq, a predicted model, not a curated record